Salvelinus fontinalis (brook trout) is the source of this 3528-nucleotide messenger RNA. Its product is annotated as sodium/mannose cotransporter SLC5A10-like. Gene Ontology annotation, molecular function: D-glucose:sodium symporter activity. Bases 16 to 1773 code for a protein of 585 amino acids. Gene Ontology annotation, biological process: transmembrane transport. Gene Ontology annotation, cellular component: plasma membrane. NCBI's taxonomy places the organism in Eukaryota, Metazoa, Chordata, Actinopteri, Salmoniformes, Salmonidae. The transcript is spliced from 15 exons. The record is from RefSeq and is a predicted model, not a curated record.
CUGGCUGGGAGAGACAUGGCCUGGUGGCCGAUCGGAGCCUCUCUGUUUGCCAGUAGUGAGGGCUCUGGUCUGUUCAUCGGUCUGGCUGGAACUGGAGCUGCUGGAGGCAUCGCUGUAGCUGGCUUCGAAUGGAAUGCCACCUACGUGUUACUGGCAUUGGCUUGGGUGUUUGUACCUGUCUACGUGUCUUCAGGGAUCGUGACCAUGCCGGAGUACCUGGGCCGUCGGUUCGGAGGGGAUCGGAUCAGAACCUACCUGUCUGUGCUCUCUCUGAUGCUGUCUGUCUUCACCAAGAUAUCAACAGACCUGUAUUCAGGGGCGCUGUUUGUCCAGGUGUGUUUAGGAUGGAACCUGUACCUGUCUACCGUCCUCAUGCUGGUGGUCACUGCCCUCUACACUAUAGCAGGUGGUCUGGCUGCUGUCAUCUAUACAGACACUCUGCAGACCUUCGUCAUGAUUAUAGGAGCUAUCAUCCUCACCAUCACAGCGUUCAACAAGAUUGGAGGCUACACUAACUUGGAGAGAGUUUACCAGGCAGCCAUCCCUUCUAAGAUCAUCCCCAACAGUAGCUGUCACCUGCCCAGAGAGGACGCCAUGCACCUGUUUAGACACCCAGUUACUGGAGACCUGCCCUGGCCUGGCAUGACCCUGGGACUGACUAUACUGGCUACCUGGUACUGGUGUACUGACCAGGUGAUCGUGCAGAGGUCCCUGUCAGCUAAGAACCUGUCUCAUGCCAAAGGAGCUUCUAUCCUGGCGUCCUACCUCAAGAUGUUACCGUUUAUAUUCAUCAUACUUCCAGGCAUGAUCAGCAGAGCUCUGUACCCAGACUCGGUGGGGUGUGUGGACCCAGAGGAGUGUGUGAGGGUGUGUGGAGCAGAGGUGGGCUGCUCCAACAUCGCCUUCCCCAAACUGGUCAUCGAACUCAUGCCCAGCGGUCUGCGGGGGCUGAUGAUAGCAGUGAUGAUGGCGGCUCUGAUGUCAUCGUUGACCUCUAUCUUUAACUCCUCCUCCACGCUCUUCACCAUGGACAUCUGGAAGAAGUACCGCGCGUACGCCUCGGAACGGGAGCUGCUAUUGGUCGGCAGGAUAGUAACAGUGAUUCUGGUGGUGAUAAGCGUGGUGUGGAUUCCAAUCCUGCAGUCGGCCAAUAGCGGACAGCUCUACGUUUACAUCCAAUCAGUGACCAGUUACCUGGCUCCACCCGUUACCGCUGUCUUCUCAUUGGCUAUCUUCUGGACCAGAACAAACGAGCAGGGAGCGUUCUGGGGACUGAUGGUGGGGCUGGUGGUCGGUGUGUGUCGGAUGGUUCUAGAAUUCGCGUUCCCGCCUCCCCGUUGUGGUAUCCAAGACGACGCCCCGUCCGUCCUGCGCUCCGUUCACUACCUUCACUUCGCCAUCAUCCUCUGCUUCCUGUCUGCUGCCGUCGUCGUGGUGAUAUCGCUGCUGACUCCGCCCCCCACUGAGGAGCAGGUGCGUAACCUGACGUGGUGGACGUUGACUGAAGAGGAAGAGAGAGAAAUACCUCUCCAGAAGGUCUCCUCUGUCAGCCACCGAGAGCACAGACACCAGGUCCAAGGUUCUGCUCCGGUGCGGAGGGCGGUCUGUGGACGCGGGGCGGGGCUCUGCAGCUCAGCGGAGGGGCCAGCAGAGGAGGUUCCGUUACCCAGAAUCCCCAGCGUUAGAGAGAGUGUGUUCUGGUCUCGCUUCUGCUGCGUCAAUGCCAUUCUGCUGAUCUGUGUUAAUAUAUUCCUCUACGCUUACUUCGCCUGACCUCUGACCUCUAACUGCUGUCCCAGUAGACUACUUCCUGUGUUUCUACUUCCUGUGUUUCUACUUCCUGUGGGUGUUUCCAUCUCUACGUAAAUCAAUGUUCUGAUGGUUCUAGAAGAUGUAUCGUUCUAGAAUGUUACGGACCUCUAACUGCUGUCCCGGUAGGCUACUUCCUGUGUUUCUACUUCCUGUGUUUCUACUUCCUGUGGAUGUUUCCAUCUCUACGUAAAUCAAUGUUCUGAUGGUUCUAGAAGAUGUAUCGUUCUAGAAUGUUACGGACCUCUAACUGCUGUCCCAGUAGGCUACUUCCUGUGUUUCUACUUCCUGUGUUUCUACUUCCUGUGUUUAUACUUCCUGUGGAUGUUUCCAUCUCUACGUAAAUCAAUGUUCUGAUGGUUCUAGAAGAUGUAUCGUUCUAGAAUGUUACGGACCUCUAACUGCUGUCCCAGUAGGCUACUUCCUGUGUUUCUACUUCCUGUGUUUCUACUUCCUGUGGGUGUUUCCAUCUCUACGUAAAUCAAUGUUCUGAUGGUUCUAGAAGAUGUAUCGUUCUAGAAUGUUACGGACCUCUAACUGCUGUCCCAGUAGGCUACUUCCUGUGUUUCUACUUCCUGUGUUUCUACUUCCUGUGUUUAUACUUCCUGUGGAUGUUUCCAUCUCUACGUAAAUCAAUGUUCUGAUGGUUCUAGAAGAUGUAUCGUUCUAGAAUGUUACGGACCUCUAACUGCUGUCCCAGUAGGCUACUUCCUGUGUUUCUACUUCCUGUGUUUCUACUUCCUGUGUUUAUACUUCCUGUGGAUGUUUCCAUCUCUACGUAAAUCAAUGUUCUGAUGGUUCUAGAAGAUGUAUCGUUCUAGAAUGUUACGGACCUCUAACUGCUGUCCCAGUAGGCUACUUCCUGUGUUUCUACUUCCUGUGUUUCUACUUCCUGUGGGUGUUUCCAUCUCUACGUAAAUCAAUGUUCUGAUGGUUCUAGAAGAUGUAUCGUUCUAGAAUGUUACGGACCUCUAACUGCUGUCCCAGUAGGCUACUUCCUGUGUUUCUACUUCCUGUGUUUCUACUUCCUGUGUUUAUACUUCCUGUGGAUGUUUCCAUCUCUACGUAAAUCAAUGUUCUGAUGGUUCUAGAAGAUGUAUCGUUCUAGAAUGUUACGGACCUCUAACUGCUGUCCCAGUAGGCUACUUCCUGUGUUUCUACUUCCUGUGUUUCUACUUCCUGUGUUUCUACUUCCUGUGUUUCUACUUCCUGUGGGUGUUUCCAUCUCUACGUAAAUCAAUGUUCUGAUGGUUCUAGAAGAUGUAUCGUUCUAGAAUGUUACGGACCUCUAACUGCUGUCCCAGUAGGCUACUUCCUGUGUUUCUACUUCCUGUGUUUCUACUUCCUGUGUUUCUACUUCCUGUGUUUCUACUUCCUGUGUUUCUACUUCCUGUGUUUCUACUUCCUGUGGGUGUUUCCAUCUCUACGUAAAUCAAUGUUCUGAUGGUUCUAGAAGAUGUAUCGUUCUAGAAUGUUACGGACCUCUAACCACUGUCCCAGUAGGCUACUUCCUGUGUUUCUACUUCCUGUGGAUGUUUCCAUCUCUACGUAAAUCAAUGUUCUGAUGGUUCUAGAAGAUGUAUCGUUCUAGAAUGUUACGGACCUGUGAUGUCAUAGUGGGUAAGGUCAUAUUUAGUGUGUUAUAUACGGACCUGUGAUUGGUCAAUAUUGUGUCCUUGUGUAAAUGAGAUUCAUGAAUAAACACGUCUUGUAAUCACA